Messenger RNA from Tachysurus vachellii, 3410 nucleotides. It is a transcript of the gene porb, whose product is annotated as P450 (cytochrome) oxidoreductase b. NCBI's taxonomy places the organism in Eukaryota, Metazoa, Chordata, Actinopteri, Siluriformes, Bagridae. Gene Ontology annotation, cellular component: cytosol. Gene Ontology annotation, molecular function: NADPH-hemoprotein reductase activity; FMN binding; flavin adenine dinucleotide binding. The record is from RefSeq and is a predicted model, not a curated record. The transcript is spliced from 16 exons. The coding region runs from base 163 to 2187 and encodes 674 amino acids. Gene Ontology annotation, biological process: response to hormone.
GUCGUGACGUCAGACCGUGUAACAUGCUUGACAGAGAGCAAUAAGUGAGCAGAUAAGUGGGUCUUCUCACCUUUUAGGACAUUUUACUCGCUGUCUGUGUUCAGACUACAGACCGGGCAGGAGCUCGGUACAAGGCACGGUACAUACCGCGUAUUAAGAGACAUGGCGGACCAGCAGACAGACGAGUCGACGCAGCCCGAAAUAACGGAAGAGCCUCUCCUCAGCAACCUCGACAUCUUCCUGUUCUCCCUCAUCGUGGGCCUCAUCAUUUACUGGUUCGUGUUCCGCAGGAAGCCUGAAGCCAUUCCAGACUUCCGUCCACUCGAGCACAUACCAUCGGCUGCCAGGGAAACCAGUUUCAUAGAAAAAAUGAAGAAAACCGGCAAGAACAUAGUGGUGUUCUACGGCUCACAGACAGGAACUGCUGAAGAAUUUGCCAACAGGCUCUCGAAAGAUGCCCACCGUUACGGCAUGAAGGGCAUGGUGGCAGAUCCAGAGGAGUACGAUAUGAAUGAACUUUCUCGUUUAAAAGAUAUCGACAACUCUUUGGCCAUCUUUUGCAUGGCCACAUAUGGAGAAGGAGACCCUACAGAUAAUGCCCAGGACUUCUAUGACUUACUACAGGAGGGGGAUCUCGACCUGGACGGAGUUAAUUUUGCGGUGUUUGCACUUGGCAAUAAAACAUAUGAGCAUUACAACGCCAUGGGCAAGUAUGUGGACAAGCGAUUAGCCGAGCUCGGUGGCAAGAGGAUCUUUGAUCUUGGCAUGGGAGACGACGAUGGCAACCUCGAGGAGGACUUUGUGUCAUGGAGAGAACAGUUCUGGCCGGCCAUGUGUGAGCACUUCGGAGUCGAGCCCACCGGUGAAGAGUCCAGCAUCCGUCAGUACGAGCUGAAGGUUCACGAGGACUUGAACAUGAAUAAGGUCUAUACUGGUGAACUGGGACGCUUGAAGAGCUUUGAGAACCAGAAGCCGCCAUUCGAUGCUAAGAACCCCUUCCUUGCCCCGGUCACUGUUAACCGUAAACUCAACAAAGGAGGUGACCGACACUUAAUGCAUUUGGAGCUGGACAUCACCGGGUCUAAGAUCAGGUAUGAGUCAGGUGACCACGUGGCCGUGUAUCCCACCAACGACUCCAGCAUUGUGAACAGACUGGGAGAAGUCCUCGGAGUAGACCUUGAUACCAUUAUCUCACUGAACAACCUUGACGAGGAGUCCAAUAAGAAACACCCCUUCCCAUGCCCCACCACGUACCGCACAGCUUUAACACAUUACCUGGACAUCACCAACCCACCACGCACCAAUGUGCUGUAUGAGCUGGCCCAGUACGCAUCUGACCCUAAAGACCAGGAGAACAUGCGCAAGAUGGCGUCCUCUUCACCCGAGGGCAAGUCAUUGUACCAAAGCUGGGUUUUGGACGCGUGUCGGAAUAUUUUGGCCAUCCUGGAAGACCUGCCAUCCCUGCGGCCACCGAUCGACCACAUGUGUGAGCUUCUGCCCCGCCUCCAGGCUCGUUACUACUCCAUUGCAUCUUCAUCCAAGGUUCACCCCAACAGCAUCCACAUCUGCGCCGUGGUGGUCGAGUACAAGACGAAGACAAACCGUGUCAACAAGGGUGUCGCUACCAACUGGCUUAAAGCCAAACAGCCUACUGACAAUGGGCACAAAGCCACCGUGCCCAUGUACAUCCGCAAGUCCCAGUUCCGGCUACCCUUCAAGGCUAGCAACCCGGUCAUCAUGAUUGGUCCUGGCACUGGCAUUGCACCUUUCAUGGGCUUUAUUCAGGAGCGUGCCUGGCUUAAAGAGCAAGGUAAGGAUGUGGGUGAGACCGUAUUGUACUUUGGCUGCCGUCAUAAAGAGGAAGACUUCUUGUACCAGGAGGAGCUGGAAGCGUUCGAGAGGGCGGGAGCACUGACGCAGCUCAAUGUGGCCUUCUCCAGGGACCAGGAGCACAAGAUAUAUGUUCAGCACCUCCUGAAGAGGAACAAGGAAGCUGUCUGGAGGCAGAUACAUACAGGAAAUGCUCACAUUUACAUCUGCGGAGAUGCACGUAACAUGGCAAGGGACGUACAGACUGGCUUCUAUGAGAUAGCUGAGGAACUCGGCAGCCUGACACGCACGCAGGCUACAGAUUACAUCAAGAAACUGAUGACUAAGGGACGCUACUCGCAGGACGUCUGGAGUUAAAGAGCCUCCCCGAGGUCUUCACGUGUACUUUGAAUUUGUACUGUUUUUGCAGGACUGCUUUCGACUGAAUAGUUUUGAACUCGGUAAAGGAAACACAGGCACACAGACAUUUAAAUCCCUGAAUGAAGUUCAUAGCAGGUGCUCACCUUUUUGACUCUUUCUCUACAGAUUUACUCAGUGUACAUAGGUUUCAUUUCAUAUGGCGUGUUGUAAAAUUUUGACUCGCAUUCAUCACUCAUGUAAUAGGCUGUAUGUAAUGUAAACGAUGCAGUACGCAUACCAUCUUCUUAUUUUAUUGUAGUGUUAAAGGAGAGCUACUGAAGGCAGUCUUCAUCUUAUGCAUAGACUUUAUAUUUGAAAUCAAGUAAAUAUUAAUUGGCAGUGGACCCUGAAUUAAGGUGGCCUGUUAUUGUCCCCAUUCAUCAAGGCGCAGACUGCUUUAAUAAUAAUAAUGAUGAUGAUGAUGAUGAUUAAGGCCCUGUUAGUUAAAUCUAUGCAACGUGUACUGUAGCCUAUAUGCAGGAGGUUAUACCAUAGUCAACUGUAUAAGAACCAAUACAGGGCAUCAGAUAAUUUAGAAUAUUUUUUUGUUCUUAUUACUAAAAUCAUUAAUUUUGUAUUUUUUUUUUCCUUUAGUUACAGAUAGGCACAGAAAGUCAGAGAAUGUGAUUAAGUUGUUAUCCUUAUUUUAUGUAAUUUUUCAACUUUUUUUAAGCUUUUUACCUGCCUUGUUUUUUUUUUUCUUAUCCAUUUCUAUCUAAUUGCAUUACACCAUGAACACGUGUAUCAUGUCCGUUAUCUGUGAAUAUCAACAUGAACGAUUGUAUGUUGGACCUUUACCAGAUAGAGUUUUAAUAUAAUCAAUGAAAAAGCUUUCCCUCAGUGCUUGAGAAAUUGUCCUAUGAGGACAAUGAGGAAAAGAAAGCUAUUCUUAACCUCAUUUGUAAACACCCACUAAAGGGACCGUCUGUUUACUAGUCAACAUGUGCCUUAUGGAAAGCGUUGCCUUGUCAAUAGACAUAAAAUUUGUGAAAUUUGCAGGUCGAUGUUGCUUACGAUGGAUGGAUUAUUUUGGAAGAGAAUAUGUUCAUGUUAAAUGCGUACGGUUGCUGUUGCUUAUUUUUUUGUCAGCAUCAUACAGUUUUUAUAUGCAUUUAAUGUUUCCUAUAGUACUGCUAUCUAAGCAUGACUUUUUAAUUUAAUAAAAUUGGGAUUUAAUUUCA